Molecule: messenger RNA, 1584 nt
Organism: Dichomitus squalens LYAD-421 SS1
Lineage: Eukaryota; Fungi; Basidiomycota; Agaricomycetes; Polyporales; Polyporaceae
Product: MFS general substrate transporter
Exons: 17
Coding region: 1-1584 (527 amino acids)
Biological process (GO): transmembrane transport
Cellular component (GO): membrane
Molecular function (GO): transmembrane transporter activity
Source: RefSeq, a predicted model, not a curated record
AUGGCUUCGAUACAGACCCGGAGGUCCCUGGAGAAGCGCGGCUCGGACGAGAAGGCGCGCUCGGCGGACGAGGAGAAGGCGUUCGAUGCGACCGCGACCGUUUCUGAGGUCGUGGAGAGCUCCGACGGCGAUGAGGCGUUGCGCCUGGUCGGUAGAGAGCGGACGGUGGAGUUCAGCGAGGAGUACAAUAGGAAGCUGAGAAGGAAGCUGGACAUGAUCAUCCCGCCGCUUUGUGCCGCUGUGUACUUCACACAGUUCUUGGACAAGACUUCAUUGAACUAUGCGAGCAUCAUGGGCUUCCCAAUCAAGGGUCAACAAUACAACCUGGUGUCGCUCGCUUUCUACCUUGGGUUCCUUGUCUGGGAGUUCCCGACUGUGUACAUUUCUCAGAAAACGAGGGUGGCCAAGUACCUCGGCGGCAACAUCAUCAUCUGGGGUAUCGUUCUUAUGUCCCAUGCGGCGGCUUCAUCAUUUGGAGCAUUCUUCGCCUUGCGCUUCCUGUUGGGGAUGUGCGAGAGCUGCGUCGCACCCAUUCUCAUUUUGCUCAUCUCGAUGUUCUACAAGAAGGAUGAACAAGCUACGCGCAUAUCCUGGUUCUACGUCAUGGUACGUGGUCUUACACAGGUCUUCGGCGGCUUCGUGGCAUAUGGCAUCUCAUUCGAUGACGGCCAUCUCCUUGCCCCGUACAAGAUCAUUUACAUCCUGCUCGGCGGUCUCGCUAUUAUUGUCGGACUGUGUGUUAUCACAUGGCUGCCCGAUUCCCCGGUCCACGCCCGCAUGCUGACGAAGGAAGAGCGUAUCGCUGCCCUCGAACGUGUCCGAGACGAUCAAGGCGGUACCGAGAACAAGACGCUCAAGAAGGAACAAGUCUUCGAAGCACUCACCGACAUUCGAACCUGGUUGAUUGCUCUCACGACCCUAUUGACGAGCAUUCCGAACGGCGGUUUGAGCAACUUCAGCAAUAUCAUCAUCAAGGGCUUUGGUUAUACCUCCAAACAGACUUUGAUUCUGUCUACCCCAGGUGGUGUCGUAGCAUGUAUUACCACGCUCUUGUGCGGCUGGUACUCAGAUAGGAAGAACGAGCGAAUGAUCCCGAUUAUCUUCGCCCUCAUCCCCACCAUCGUUGGUUCGGCCAUGCUUAUCGGUCUGAAUAACUCCGGAAACAAGGGUGCUCUCCUCUUCGCGAGCUACCUCAUCGGUACUUUCGGUAGCGCUUUGUCGACCAUAUACGCGUACAACGCUAGUAACACCAGUGGGCACACAAAGAAGAACACCAUCAACGCACUCACCCUCGUCAUGUUCAGCAUAGGUAACAUCAUCGGGACGGAGAUCUUCCAGCCCAAGGACGCCCCAGCGUAUAUCCCUGGAAAGAUAGCUAUAAUGGUCCUUCUGACCGUACAGCUCUUCGUCUCGUUCCUGUUGCGCUGGAUCAACAUCCGGCUCAACGUCAAGAAGAGGGCACACCUGGAAGAGGAGAAGGCUAAGCAUGGUUGGUCGGACGAGGACGUUCAGAGGGAGCGUGAGCGCCACGCGUUCCUGGACUUGACGGACAAGCAGAACAUCUUCUUUGUGUACACUGCGUGA